Messenger RNA from Penicillium maclennaniae, 441 nucleotides. RefSeq lists its product as uncharacterized. Bases 1 to 441 code for a protein of 146 amino acids. Lineage: Eukaryota; Fungi; Ascomycota; Eurotiomycetes; Eurotiales; Aspergillaceae. The transcript has 2 exons. The record is from RefSeq and is a predicted model, not a curated record.
AUGUCGCCCAAAAAAGAUGCGAACAAGGUCAUCAAGACUCCCAGCAAGAGAAAGGCAACUCAGUCGCCCACCUCUUCCGGUCCGUAUUCACCCAACAAGCAUGUUUACGAUUCCGUGAAUGAUCUGGACUUUAUCUGGGCAGUUCUGUAUGAGGCUACCGACUUCCCGAAGCCCAAUUACCAGCGAGCUUCUGAACUCCUAGGUAUGCCCUAUAAAACUGUCUUUGGUCGCUUUGCACGGAUCAAGAAAGGUUUCGAUGGUACCCCUGCCGCUAGUCCAACCACUACUUCGAAGCCGCGUAAGGCUCCUAAGUCCGAGGCGGCCUUAAAGUCUGAGGUCGAUGCUCCCAUGACCAAAGAUACAAAUGGAUUCAAGAGCGAUGUCAAGGCCAAGAUCGAGGUCGAGGCUAAGCAUGCUACAAAUGACGAGGAGGAGGCGUAG